AGUCUGGAAAAUCGGUGUUGGCAAACUUUGUUUCGGAGAGCAUAGAAGGGAUUGGCAGCUACAGCCCGACGCAAGGUGUAAGGAUUCUGGAGUAUGAGAAGCCAAACUUUAACGGUAACAGCAAGGGAGCUGGGUGUCGAUUUGAGUUGUGGGAUUGCAGUGGUGAUCAAAAGUUUGAAACAUGCUGGCCAGCUCUGAUGAAGGAUUCUCAUGGCGUAAUAAUAAUCUUCAAUCCUGAGCUGCCCAGUCACCUGAAAGAAAUUGAAAUGUGGUACUCCUGUUUCGUGCAGCAGCAGCCACUGCUUGAUAGUCAGUGUCUCCUAGUUGCACAUCACAAGCCAGGCAGUGCGGGGGACACAGAAAAUCUGUCUUUGGCUUACCCGAUGAACAAGCUGAAACUAAUACAUUCCAACUUAGAAGAUGAUCCUGAAGAUGUUCGGAUGGAAUUUAUGAAAUACUUCAGAAGCAUUAUUACCUUAAUAAAUGAGAGCAGAGAGAGGGAAGAAAUGUCAAUUAUCUCAUAACAUUAAAAGAAAUACUGAACAGGGAAGAAAAGGGAUUAUUUUCACUUUGUAAGCUAUGCUAGCCUGUGAACAGGUCCUCACAAUGAGAAUUUGCCAGCCUAUAAACACUUCAGAGAAAAUAAUGCACAAUUUAUGACUUAACCAGAAAAAAACAAGUGCUGACAUCAGAUGAACUGUGGUGCCAAAGAGGCGGCUGCACAUCCAGGAAUUUGGAUAACUUUAGCUGCACUUUGGUUUCAUUUGGCAUCAGAGGUACAGGAAGGUAUUGUUUAAUAUGUCAGUGUGGACCAAAAGAUAAAGGUAUCGGUCAUCUCUUCACUUCAGAAUCCCUUUUUGUAGAGGUGCUAAGAGAAGAAAGCCUGACAGAACACAAGAUUUGUGGAGUUCUGUUGAAGCAUCUGAGUAAAGUGUUCAUGCUAGCUGUGUUCCUGGAGAAGUUAUGCUUUUGGAAGUCAGUACGAACUGAUUGGAAUAGAGAUCUGAGAAGUAGUCGUGGUGUGGAAUCCGCAUUUUUCUGUUCCAAGCUCUCCUUAUCUUUCUGUCCAGCAUCUGAAGACAGCACACUUCAUAGCUAUUGCCUUGGCAAGACAGAGUAGGUUGCAGUCUUUCUCAGGACUAGGCUUUUCAUCUAUUCCAACAAAAUGAACGUGUUGUUGGGGACAAUGUUUAGGUCUCUCUGGGAGGAAAAGAAUUGAAAUCUGAGUGUAGUACAAUACUUUGACCUGUGUCAGGAGCUCCUAUAGAGGAAAAAAAAGUUCUGCACUCUCCAGAGGAGGAAAAGCCGUUUCCAAACUUGUAUUACUGUUCCCUGUUGCAUUGAAAUAAGUGCUUUCAUAGAUAGUUUACUUUCUGAUUUGUUUGGUUUGCACUCAUCCCUGUUCUUAGUGUGUUUUGCCGUGACAGACAUUUUUUUGUAACAUGCAGUACUAAAGCA
This is a messenger RNA of Pygoscelis adeliae (Adelie penguin), 1458 nucleotides long. It is a transcript of the gene IFT22, whose product is annotated as intraflagellar transport 22. Bases 198 to 524 code for a protein of 108 amino acids. Lineage: Eukaryota; Metazoa; Chordata; Aves; Sphenisciformes; Spheniscidae. The record is from RefSeq and is a predicted model, not a curated record. The transcript has 4 exons.